UAACAAUAUUAGGCUUCAGCUGAACGAACAAUUACGAUGUUUAGAUUUACGAAUGGAAGCUCAGGUAGCCCUAGUAACAGAACUUCAAGACUUUUUUCGCCGUCGAGGAGAACUAGAAUUAGAUUACUCAAAAAAUUUAGAUAAGCUCGCCAAAAGUCUUCAAUUGCGGCAUAAAGAACAAAAACAAAAAAGGGAACAGUGGCCACUGUUUUCGAGUUACGCUUGCUGGCAGCAAUUGGUGACCCAGACGAAAAAUCUGAGUAGAGAUCAUGCGGUACUAUCAGAAGUUUAUUCUACCCAUUUGGUUAACCGCUUAACUCAAGUAAUGGAAGAUGUACAAAGAAUAUAUAAAAGGUGCCGUGAAAUAGGAUAUGAAACUCACGAAGAAAUAUUGCGAGUGUUACACGAACUCCAUACUACAAUGAAGACGUAUCACAGUUAUCAAGCAGAAUUACGACAAGCAGAAGUUAAAUUAAGGGCAGCAGAAGCCCAAAGAGGAAAAUUGGAGCAAACUUUAUCACAAGAUAAAUUAGAUAGAUCAAAAAAGUAUAAAUUAAUAGAGAAAGAAGUGGUUAAGCGGAAAAAUAAAUAUACCGAUGCAAAGUUAAAAGCCUUAAAGGCGAGAAACGAAUAUAUUUUAUGUCUAGAAGCAUCGAAUACAACAAUUCACAAAUAUUUUGUGGAUGACUUGUCCGAUCUUAUCGAUUGCAUGGACUUCGGAUUCCACAACUGUGUAUCUAGAGCUUUACUAAUGCACGUUUCGGCGGAAGAAGGUAGGCAGAAAUCUGUGCAAAGUGGAUUAGAUGCCCUCUCAGCUUGCAUUAAUUCACUCGACUCCAGACUUGAUAAACAAAGGUUUCUUGAGUUUAACCAUACGGCUUUUAUGAUUCCUAAGAAAUUAGAGUUUCAAGGACAAAAGACUGAUGAUCAAUCCCCUGAACCUGAAAUACAAAAAGUGUUGCACCAAGAAAUGGAAUCGCGCCUUAAUCAGCUUCAACAGCGACUUACAACGUUACGCACUGAAUCCGAAGAAGUUUGGAAAACAUUAGAAACAGCCGAAUCGACACUAUUAGAAAUGUUAAAUGCAAAAGAUUAUGAUUGUAGCGGAUUUUUUAAAGAAAAUCCUAUCCCUCCAACCAAACCAUUGGAAACAGUUUCAAUUAAACAGCGAGCUGAUAGACAAGAAACGGAAGAAUUUUACUUAACCAAAUUCCGAGAAUAUAUAUUGGGCUCAACUCGAAUUGCUAGAUUGGAUGCAAAACAAGAAUAUAUAAGACAAUCCUUACUAGCAGACAGCCCAGAAGCGAAAAGUCCCCCUGUAAAACACGUUAAAACCCCUCGACGAAAGCGCAUAGGACGAUUACAGAUAAGUGGGCAACCUAAGUUAUUUGGUGGCUCCCUUGAGGAAUAUUUAGAAGCAACAAACCAGGAAAUACCCCUUAUAAUGAAAUCUUGCAUAAGAGUCAUUAACCUUUAUGGAUUGCAUCAUCAAGGGAUAUUCCGUGUCUCCGGNUUUGAAAGACGGAAACAACGGUCUACAUAUAAAAUAAUGUAUUUAAAUGUAGGUUAG
Agrilus planipennis (emerald ash borer) is the source of this 1570-nucleotide messenger RNA. RefSeq names its product SLIT-ROBO Rho GTPase-activating protein 1-like. The record is from RefSeq and is a predicted model, not a curated record. The transcript has 9 exons. The coding region runs from base 53 to 1570 and encodes 505 amino acids. Gene Ontology annotation, cellular component: cytoplasm. Gene Ontology annotation, biological process: signal transduction; negative regulation of cell migration. Lineage: Eukaryota; Metazoa; Arthropoda; Insecta; Coleoptera; Buprestidae.